Molecule: messenger RNA, 4922 nt
Organism: Stegostoma tigrinum
Lineage: Eukaryota; Metazoa; Chordata; Chondrichthyes; Orectolobiformes; Stegostomatidae
Gene: tsku
Product: tsukushi small leucine rich proteoglycan homolog (Xenopus laevis)
Exons: 4
Coding region: 768-1847 (359 amino acids)
Cellular component (GO): extracellular matrix
Molecular function (GO): protein binding
Source: RefSeq, a predicted model, not a curated record
GGCCUUUCCAAGUCAUUGUGCAGACUGGUGCAUGAGUGGUGGGGUAAAGGUGAGCGAUUUUAUUGCUAACCUAGAUUCCACUCCCUGUUCUUGGAAUUGGGAAGUUACGGGGGCGUGCAUGAUCGUUGUUGACAUUUGCUCAGAGCCCUAGAUCGGGCUGAGAUGGUGCAAACGUUGCAGUGAAACUUGCAAAGCGAGCACUGCUCUCGGCAGAGUUUGGUGGCCGUGGGCAGUACACGUUGCAGAGUCGACGCUGCCAGACUUGCUGAUUUUUCUCCAGCAGUUUGUUGUUUCACCUCUCACACACAGACUGUUUUUGGACCGAGUGAAAAAACCGAAUUAAAAGAGAAAUUUCCGGGGCGAUUAAACAAAACAAAGGGCUUUCGGCUGGGAUUUGAGUUUUCAGGGUAUGAUGGGAACCGUUUGAUCGUUUGGCGAGCAGACUCGAUUGGCCGAAUAGUCUACUUCUGCUCCCAAAGUCCUUUGGUUUGAGUGUGAGAUUACAGGCGGUGUCCUGUGUGUAACGAGUGGGGAACAGACAUUGGUUCUGGUCUAACCCUAUGCUGCCAGACCUGCUGAAUUUUUCCAGCAUUCUCUGUGCUUGUUUCACAUUCAACAUUCCCUGAUCUUAUACACUGCCUGUACCAAAUCUGCCUGGUUCAUAGGAGAGACAACUGGAAAACGGAGCUGUGUUUGAUUAAACCGAGAAAAAACAUUAAAUAAUCAAGAUUUCUGUAAGCCCUAUCAUCCUUGGCACUGGGUGGACAAUGGCUUGCUCUGCCUGGUUGAUUUUUGUCUUGUUCCUCCUCUCCUGUGAUGACAGCCUGAUGACGUGCUUCCCAGGAUGUCACUGUGAAGUGGAAAGUUUUGGAAUGUUUAGUAGCUUCAGUCUGACUAAAGUUGACUGCAGUGGUGUUGGGCCUCAGCUCACUGGUAUCCCCAUACCAUUGGAUACCUCUUACCUGGACUUAUCUUCUAACCACCUGAAGACCAUCUCCCCCUCGAUGUUUACAGGACCCGGCUACACAACAUUGGUGAGUCUCGAUCUUAGCCACAACGAGAUUAUUGGCAUGCCUUCCAACACCUUCUCUAAACUGAGAUACCUUGAGACACUUAACCUAAGUCAUAAUUCCCUGGAGGUGCUCGAAGAGGGUAUAUUUUCAAACCUGCCUCUUGGAGAAAUUGACCUCAGUAAUAACAAACUGCAUGACAUCAAUUUGGACAUUUUCACAUCCAGGGGACAUGGAAAGCCCCUAAGCGUAGACCUUUCAGACAAUCGAAUAACCACUCUUGUCCGAAGUCUGGAUAAAAGUGUUCCGAAUAUUUAUAGCCUGGAUUUGUCAGGAAAUAAAUUGGAGUCAGUGCCAACACGUUACCUUUCCAAUGUUCCACUACGCUAUCUUGAUCUGGGUCACAACAUCAUCUCCAGUAUCACUGAGAAUGCUUUCAUAGGAUUGCAGGAACUGACCCACUUAUCGCUACGCAAUCUUCCUGGACUGAAGGAACUACCUCCCAGUAGUUUUAAGGGGCUACAGAAUUUGCAGAUCUUAGACUUGUCACACUGUGUGAACUUGAAAUUCGUAAAUGUAGCUGUGUUUGAAGGCUUGAACUCCCUGCAGGAGCUCUACCUAGAAAAGUCGGGAGUUGCAGCAUUGUCGAGUAACAUUUUGAACUAUCUGCCUUCCAUUAAAAGAAUCUCUGUUGGAACCAGUUUACUGAGAUGUGGGAAGACAGCAAAAGAAGGCUCAUUCCAUCGGCAGUUUGGCUUUGUUCGGAAGGAACAGACACUGCAUUGCUUAGAUAUUAGUGGAUCUUCAGACACUGAGUAUAUCUUAAAAUUGAAAUAAGCCAAAUCUGAACAGCAGUGAAUGACGGGCCUUUAUUUUUGAUAACUCUGUCCUUCUCUUUGAAUGAGACAAUAAGUGCCUUCAUUUACUAACCUUCCUAUUUCCAAAAAUCUUUUUAAGAGCCCCUGCCUUUAAAAGUUUCACUUUCUUGUACAAACUUGCAUGUGUGGAAUUUUUGAAUGUGUGGAUGCGAGUUGGCUCCCUGUUUUUUUUAGUUUCAGCAUUCGGUUGCGGGGGUGGGGGGGGUGCGGGUGAAGCAUUCAGAGGAAAAUACACAGCAGUCUUCAACAAACACAAAAGGCUGUAUGAAUGUGCCGAGCCUAAUCUGACUUUCUAAACAACCAUCUGUCUGAUCAAGCAAUGCCGUAGGUGUACCUUGCAGUUUGCACAAUAUCGUAACUGUGGGUGAGAUUUGGAAUUUCCAAGUUGUGAUGGUGGAGUGGUGAUCUCUUUCUUGCUUUCUAGUCUGUGCCAUAUUUUCAUCCAACAGCAUAACAGUAUUCUCUUCUGGAAUAGAGUUUUUAAUAUUUCAGCCUGUCACUUAAACAGAUUAACUGUGCUACUUUUGACAUAAACUGUUUGUGAUGAGCUGCUGAUUCCACAUGCUCAGCUUUAUUUUUCACCCAACCCCCCCCCCGCCAAUUUUUCUUUGUUUUAAAUAAAUUCAGAAUUUACAUGUGUAAUUACCUACCUCCACGUGGAUAUUAUAAGAUUCAGUAUGUGGCUCAGUAAUAAAACUGGGGCAUCCGAUCACUUUAUAUUGUACUAAUAUAAACUUGUUAGUUCAAUGUCUUCCACUUUUGUAUUGUCAAAUCUGAUUAUUGAUUUUUUUUCUCUCAAUAUCUGAUCAAAAAUUGUGACACUGUGUUCUGACUCUGGUAUUUCAUAUCAUUUGCCAUUCAUUGAGAAGACAGCAUGGAUUGUUAGUGUGAGCAUUUUUUGGGCUAUUUGGCUGUGAGCGAGAAUUGCAGCUGAACUUGAUCCCUUCUUCAACUAAUUCACGAUAUCUCCUUUCUGGUGUGAUGUGUUGUUUAGCUGUGGGAGACAUCACAGUGGAGCUUGAUCCCGUCCUCAGUCGGCAUUCCAGUGGUCAGAGACAGGAAGCAGGAAUCAUGACCGCUUUCAUCUCCUGUUAACAUUGGCUUGUGUAGUGUCCAAAGACAGUGCAAAUUCGAGCAGUUGACCUUAAUUCAGCAAGCGGGCUGAUGUAUCUUAUACUUUUAACAGCUGAGCCAAUCGGGAUAGUGUAGAAGUUUCUUUUUCUCCUCUCACCCCAGCACUCACCUGCUGAUAGCUGGCUUCCCAGAACGUCUGUGCUGCGCACUUAGCCCAUUAGUGAUGCACAGCUGUAGGUCUUGGCUCUGAUACAGGGUUACUCUUAACCAAGGCCAGCCAUUUGGAAAUGAUGAACUGAGCAGGGUCUUUUUGAUUUACCCAAGCCAAGCUGCAACAGUCUUGCCUCAAGAAAAACAAAGAUAAACAGUGAGUUCAUGGAAGCAGCACAUUUUAACAUCCCAGCUGGGGGCUGUCCAAUUCCAACAUUAUCCCAUGAGAUAUGAAAUCAGAUUUUUAAAAAGAGACCUGUGUCAUUUAGAAUUUUAGCAAUACGCAUUUUGACAUGUGACUUAUUUGCUUUAUCCUUCUUGAAUUGUUGACACUCAGUGAUACAGUUAAAGUUUUAAUUGUUCUGGUUGUAGUUUAUUUCUGUGGAGAGUAUGUAACACGAGGUGUAACACUAAAGUGAGCCACACUUGUUAUUUGAAGUAGCGAUUUGUGUUCGAGUUCCAUCCCAGAGACUCGAACUAGAUCUUAGCUGACAUUUCAGUGUUGCUUCAUUGGAGGCACCAUCUUUCUGAUGAAACCUCAGCAAGAUCCUCACUCUGACAGAAAGUGUAAGAGAACCCAUGUACUAUUUGGAAGAGGGAGUGGUGCAGGAGAGGCAUACUCGCUGUCACAUAUAGCUCACUUAAAUGCUUUGACUAAGUUUUUUUGUUUUGCUUCAAAACAGAUUUUUCGUCAUGUUAGAUCCAUUUGAAAUUAUGGGUUUCUGCUCUAUGACUGAGACUGUAAUCCAGACUAGACUUGAUGAAAAGCUUAUUUUCACACACAUGGUUCUGCAACACAGAUCUGCUUCUUAAGGCAUUGAUAUAUCGCCAUUCCUGGUGGAACGAAGUGUAUGGAGUCAAGAGUAUAAGUAAUUACACUUCAUGUCCAGCUGAUGUAUCUGACCCUGCUUUGAGUUAAUAUUGAAUGCUUAAACACAUGAAAACAAAACUUCAAAACACUACAAUUUUUUACACCCUCCCCACCCCGCCCCACCACCACUUUUCAGUGUUUUUGCUUCACAGUGCUUUAUAAAAUUAUUGAAAAACAAUUUGGUAAUUCCACAUCAUACCACACAAUUGAACUUUUGGAUGUAGGGAUGCUGAUUACACGCUGCACACUUUGACAAUAAAAAAGGUUCGGUCUUAUUCAUUAAAUUAUAGGAGCCAUCUGUCUGCUGAACAUAGUGUCUCUGUCUAGCUUGCUGCUGAUCUCCUAGGAAGUUUCAUUUGAAGCAUGGCUUAUAGAAGAGAACGCUUUUUGUGCACAAAGGCACACUAUCAAGGAUGGCAGAUGAAUGGUAGGUACUUGGCUGCCUGCCAGACGAGGUCUGGGUACAAGGAAUCCAUACUUUCAGGAAUGAAGUUUAAAUAAGAGGAGGGGAAAAUGACACUUGCCUUUUGAGAGUGCUGGUAGAGUUACACAUUUUUUAAAAGCUGGCUCUUUUUAUAAUUGUUAAUGACAUGCUUUCAUGGAUGUAUGUAAUGAUUUAUGAACACUAAUGUUGCCUUUGCAUUCCUGUGGUACACAGAUGGACAAUGUGACAAUCAAAUCAAUGCUGGGACGACAAUAAAAGCUUCAUGCACUUGCAAACGGCCACAUGACACUACUAUCUGGGAAUUGCUGGGAUCUGUGUUUCUCAGCAUAAAUUUCACAAUGUUGUCUCGUGGCCAUUUUUAUGGCUUGUCUUGGUUGUAAUUCGAAUUCUGCUAUUAAACAUUGAUGAAAUAAAUGAACAGCAACUCUAUCAAA